CUAAUAUUAUUUAUUAAAUUUGAGUAUUUAAAAAUUAUAUUUUGGGUUCACUAUUAAUUUAAAUAGAAUAGUAUGACGAAUCAUCACAGAUUGGAGUUAUAUGAUAGACUUUUAGAUAAUAAUGCUUGCGUAUCGUAUUCACUCCGUAUUUUUUAAAAAUGGCGCGCUGCAUGCGUUUUCAAGAGGAAUGAUUUCUUGAAUAAAUGGCUAAAUAUUAUAUCAUUGGGAAACCUUGCUGCAUUCUAUCUUGUAAAGGAGAGAUCAUUAGUUCCACGUUCAAACAUAGCAUAGCAACAACAAUCUAUCUAGUCUACAAAAAUGCCGAAAGUCGUUCCAGAAUCAAGCGUGGCGUGAAGUAUGAUAAUAAGCAUGAGCAUGAAAUAGGCACCUUACCACAGCGAAGGCUUGUUGCUGAUGCAUAUUGGAGGACUCAAAAAACUGGAGACACAGUGAAUUUUUGGACAUGGUACAUCAAAGACAAUGGGCCCUUUACGAUUGAAAACUUUAAGAAAGUUGCCUCUAAAGACCUUGACCUUGACUGUGUGGAUGAAGAUGGCCAGCCAUUAUAUCCCUCAAUAUCGAGAAUACAGCCAGAACCACUCUUUGAUAUUAUUUGGAAUAGUAGCAAUCCUGCUUGGGUUCCAAGACAACCAACAAACAAACCACAGUCAAAGAUAGAUAUUCUUAAGGGGAGAAAGAAAAUCAUAUUUUGGAUCUGAACUGUUCACCCCAGAUGAAGAAGUCGACCAGUACGUCAUCUUAAAAAGAUCAGCAGUGAUCUUACCCCUAACUCAGAAGUUGAUGUUUGUGGACAAAGCCACUGGAAAGCUGCUAAAGAGAGCUCGCAUAGGAUGGCACGUCUUGACCAAACUGGUGUAUUUGGCUCUACAUGCAGACAUGUUAUACCUCCUAAACUUCUAAACAUGUUCCAAGGGGAGAUAUUCGCUUAUGCACACUGUAUGCACUCCUAUGGCCAAAGGCCAUUCUUCUACAUGCCAGAUAAUGUGGGGUGGUGAUUGGAAGAAGGGUGCUUGGACAACAUCCAAUGCUUGCAAGCCCUCCAAAUACAUGGGUUGUGCUAGAAGAGAGGAGGUGAUCACACGUCUCGUUUCAUUUUGGGGAACGAAGAAAGUGAAGUCGCUCCUGGAGUAUUUAACUCGAAGAUAUAGGAAGGUGAGAAAAUGGUUGCUGAGGCUGAAGAAGACCUUGCAAAGUACAAGGAAUAUGAUAUACUUGAUCAUGUUCAAGAUUCUACAAAUAGGAAUGGUGUUUCUCCCGAGGUAGAAUAUUUUCAGCUGAGAAAACAAGAAGAUGUUUUCAAUGCUUUAAACAAUGGACAACCAAGAAUAGUUACCGGUACAGUGGAUUUGCAUCUAAGCCUUGAAA
Molecule: messenger RNA, 1386 nt
Organism: Owenia fusiformis
Lineage: Eukaryota; Metazoa; Annelida; Polychaeta; Sabellida; Oweniidae
Source: the annotation of a GenBank genome assembly